CGAGGCAGCGGCGUGUGUGAGAACCACACAGUCUGAGUUGGCUUAAAGGAAGGCACUGCCUCAGUGGUUGCGAGAGAGCGAGGAGCGUAGUGUGUGUGUGUGUGUGUGUGUAUGUGUGUGUGUGUGUGAGCGAGAGGGGAAACAGAUACACACCACCACUUUACAGAGGGAGGAGAGAAGUGCAUGGAGGAAGAGAGAGGGAGAGAGAGAGAGAGAGAGAGAGAGAGAGGCAGCUCUCAACCAGGAGGAGUCCGACAGAAGCAGCAGCAGCAACAGCAACAACAACAACACCAACAAUCGUGUGUCGCCGCCGAGGUAAACUCUCUCCCUUUGCUCUGACAGCUCACUCCCUCCGCUGGGCUACUGUACAGCAUGGACUCGAAAGUAAAACUCUAAAGUGUGUGUGUGUGUGUGUGUGUGUGCGCUCAAGUGAGGCUCAACUGCGUUCAACGUUGCCGCCUAGAGAACUCUUAAGAUAAAAACUCCCGCCAGGUGACUUUGUUUUGUUGAACACGUUGAACCUGGUCAGUGUGCUUAGUGAUAAAACUUUUGCCAAAAAAGACUGAGUCACCGGCGGGUUCAAAGGGGUCAGACACCUCGGGGAGUGCACCGGCCGGGCUGUCAGGUGAAGAGGAAGCUGGACUGUGCGCUGGACUGCAGCGCUACUACGAGAACGGGGCGGCAUCGCUGGACCCUGAAACGAGCGGGCAGCUGUCAGUGACCUGCGAGGGGGACGUCCGUCCGUCACUCCGUCUGAGAGAGCGUUAGACAAGGUUGCUCCAGUGAACUGACCCCGGGAGAGACAUCGUCAGACACAGAGUGAAGCUGUGCCAGUGGACUUCUGGACUUUAGAUAAAUAGAUAAUAGCUAAUAAUAAAUAAAUAACGUGUCACAGUUUGGACCACCAAGGAAGUGACAGGCGGGCAUAAAACUCUGCCAGCAUUUUGGCAUUUCGUCUGGAGGCAUUGGCAGUGGCUUCUGACUGUACCUGGACUGGCACCUCUGUGUGUGUGUGUGUGUGUGUGGCUUGCGUAACUCUCCUCCUCUUGAGUAGGAAGUCACCAAUCUAAAGCUAGAGGGGAAGAGAACUGAAACGUGUGUUAAGGGAAGGUGUGUGUGUGUGUGUGUGUGUGUGUGUGCGAGUGUGUGUGUGUGUGUGUGUGUGUGUGUGUGUGUGUGUGUGUGUGUGUGUGUGUGUGUGUGUGUGUGUGUGUGUGUGUGUGUGUGUGUGAGGGUGUGGGCAGCGAUGCGUCGUGACCGGCUCCUGGUGGCCUCCACGCUGGCCUUCUUCCUGGCGGUGGACAUCUACUUCGUGCUGCUGCCCCGGCUGAGGGGCCGCUACCUCUCACCUGCGCACAGGUGCCCGUGCGGGGGGGCCCGCGGCGCUGCCAACUCCAGCGUCGGCGCCGGCGGCGGUGACGCGGGUCGCCGGCCGCCGUGGUCGGGCUACGGAGACGGGCCGGCGUGGGGCGGCGAGGAGGACGGGGACGGGGCAGCGGCGGCGAUGGAGGAGGAGGCGUUGGCGGGGGAGAUGAGCGGCUCCAGGCUGGACCGGCUGUUUGCUCACCCGCUGUACAACAUGAGGCUGCCCGAGCUCAGCGACGGAGAGGUGCUGCUGCAGCACGGCGAGCUCAUGGACUACUACAGGAGGAAGCUGGCACGCUGGGAGAGACAACAGAGACACUACAGCGACGCCGCGGCGGCGGCCAACCUGUCUGUGCCCCAGGUGCAGGCGACCUUUGACCCUGAGGCCAGCUGGCUGAAAUUCCACCUGGGGAUCAAUCGCUACGCGCUGUACACCCGAGACGACCCCGGGAUCGCUCGCCUGCUGCAGGACAUGCACAGCAGCGCCGUCAUCAGCGCAGAUUACACUCAGGACGAGAAAGCACUGAAGGGGGUCUGUGACUGCUCUCAAGUGGUGAAACCCAGCGGACAUCACCUGAAGCUGGCUCUGAAGUUCCAUGAUUUUGGCAAAUCCAUGUUCAAACCCAUGAGGCAAGAGAGAAACGACGAGACUCCUGAGGACGUCUUCUACUUUGUCGACUUCCAGAGACACAACGCAGAGAUCGCAGCCUUCCACCUGGACAGAGUACUGGACUUCCGAAGAGUGCCACCAGUGGUUGGGAGAUUUGUCAACGUCUCCGGGGAGAUUCUGCACGUCACUCGGAACGAGGAGCUCAGGAGUGUGUUCUUCACCUCUCCAGCAAACAACACCUGCUUCUUCGCCAAAUGCCUGUACGUGUGCAAGACGGAGUACGCCGUGUGCGGUCACCCGGACCUUCUGGAAGGUUCCAUGUCGGCUUACCUGCCCGGGCUGAGUAUCGCCCCCAGGAUCUCCAUCCCCAACCCCUGGAUCCGAUCCUACACCUUCAGCGGGAAAGAAGAAUGGGAGGUUAAUCCUUUCUACUGCGACACAAUACGGAGGCUCUAUCCCUACAACUCUGGAAACAGGCUGCUCAACAUCAUCGACAUGGCCAUAUUUGACUUCCUCACAGGGAACAUGGAUCGACAUCACUAUGAAAUCUUUACCAAAUUUGGGGAUGCUGGAUUUCUCCUUCACUUUGAUAAUGCCCGAGGGUUUGGCAGGCACUCCCAUGAUGAGCUGUCCAUCUUGGCUCCAUUGACUCAGUGCUGCACCAUCAAGCGGUCAACGCUGCUCCGCCUGCGUCUGCUGACCCGGCCGGACCUGCGGCUGAGCGAGGUGAUGCGCGAGUCCCUGGAGGGCGACGGGCUGCGUCCGGUUCUGACGGAGCCGCACCUGCUGGCGCUGGACCGGCGUCUGGAGAAGAUCCUGCGGGCCGUGCAGCGCUGCGUCCGCAAGCUGGGCGAGCGCCAGGUGGUGGUGGCCGACUUCGUGGAGGUGCCGGACGACCAACCGGACGUCGCCGCGACGCGAUCGCCGCCGCCGCCGCCUCCCCCCCAGCCUCACCUGCCCUCAGAGGCCCGGAGUAGGUGACCCCCGAUGAUGACGGGCCGACGGCGGACGAGGAGGAGACGGGACGGCGCCGGACGACGGAGAGAUGGAGAAGAAAGCGAAGAUGAAGACGUGAAGAUGACGAGGGUGAGAUGGAGCUGAGGAGGCUCGGUGAAGUCCAAGGGUGGAGGACUGACGGAGUUGAAAUGAUCGAUGGGAGUCGGGAGAGGAGAGAGAGAAGUGUCAAGUUAAUGCUAACAAAGGCUGUGGCACAGUUCUCCUCCAGGUCAAAGGUCAAGGUUCAGUUCAGGGGGGAUGCUCAUCUCACUGGAACAGCUCCAGUCUGGAUUGGGCAUUUCAGUGAAGGUUCAUCUGGCACUGGUAGAACUAGCAAUUAGCCCCAGCGUAUUAUCAGUGCAUACGAGUACUUAAUCCUCACAUACAGGUCAUUCAGACUGCCAGUUUAUUCAGCUCUCACCCUCAAAACCAGCAGCCAAGAACUCUUCUUUGGAAUAGAGCGACAGACAUCUGUUGGGUAGGAAGAGGAAGGGGAGAAAGAGACUAUAGACGUCAUGGUGGAGAUGGAGAUAUGUGAGAGACUACUGGAGUUCAUAUGGACAGAUGGAACUGCGAACUGGCAGUGAGAAUCUUGCUUACUUACUUAUUCACAUUGAGGAUUUCUAUCCAAAGGAACUUACAGUACGUCAAUACUUACAAGGACCGGUCUCUCCCCAGCCCAGAGCAACACGAGAUGCCUUGCUGAAGGACACAGCAGCAGCAGCAGCAGCAGCAGGGAAUUGAACCCUCACUCAGCUUGUCUGGCUCCUGCUGGCUAGCCCGGGGCUUUAUGCUAAUGCUAAUGCUAAUGCUAAUGCUCCCACUGUACCCUGCCUGCUUUGGUAGGCUACAUGGGCCUUGAUGGAGGAAGAGGGGGAGCAGGUCACAGUAGGCAGAACUUGUGAGGAGAGGAUACAGCAGGAGUGAAGAUAGCACACUGCUACACACAUUUGGAUGUAGAGAGAUGGUGGAGCUAUUUGUGUAAUGCAGAGCAGAAGACUCUGGUGAGAUUGCUGUAAUAGAUAGAUAGAUACUUUAUUGAUCCCCAAGGGGAAAUUCAAGGUCUCACCAGGGGAUCAAUAGAGUAUCUAUCUAUCUAUCUAUCUAUUACAGCAAUCUCACCAGAGUCUUCUGAAUGAAAUGAAUGAAAACAUCUGUAAUGAAAACACAGUGAGAAAAGAGAAAAGCUCUUUUUGUGUGACGCUGGUCAGUUCAGGAGGCAUGAAGGAGUGUGUGUGUGAAAGAGAGAGAGUUAAACAAGAGAGCACUGACCGCCUGCACACUGACUUCCGCACAUACACUCACGCAGCCACAACGUACGCGACUCUGCAAACACUCACACACACACACACACACACACACACACACACACACACACCACACACAUACACACUCUCUCUCUGGCCUUGUAAACCCAAGUGGCUAAAUGUGGCCUCUGACAAUUCUUGCACUCAUUUCAAAAUAAACGUUCAAAAAUGUCAUCUCUAAAACACGCACAAAAAAGAUACACUUGUGUCUAAAAAGAGAUGCAACUUGAGGAGAAAGUUGCCGGGCAGAAGGAGGGAGGGCAGGACUCUAAACAACUGACUUCAAUUACUCCUACUCCUGAAAUAGUGAAAUAUUUUUUUUAUUGUGG
Sardina pilchardus (European sardine) is the source of this 4607-nucleotide messenger RNA. It is a transcript of the gene fam20a, whose product is annotated as FAM20A golgi associated secretory pathway pseudokinase. Gene Ontology annotation, molecular function: protein serine/threonine kinase activator activity. Gene Ontology annotation, biological process: enamel mineralization. Lineage: Eukaryota; Metazoa; Chordata; Actinopteri; Clupeiformes; Clupeidae. The coding region runs from base 1247 to 2956 and encodes 569 amino acids. The record is from RefSeq and is a predicted model, not a curated record. Gene Ontology annotation, cellular component: Golgi apparatus. The transcript is spliced from 11 exons.